Molecule: messenger RNA, 4853 nt
Organism: Oryctolagus cuniculus (rabbit)
Lineage: Eukaryota; Metazoa; Chordata; Mammalia; Lagomorpha; Leporidae
Gene: EPB41L2
Product: erythrocyte membrane protein band 4.1 like 2
Biological process (GO): actomyosin structure organization; cortical actin cytoskeleton organization
Cellular component (GO): cytoskeleton; plasma membrane
Molecular function (GO): actin binding; structural molecule activity
Source: RefSeq, a predicted model, not a curated record
GAGGGGCUUCCGCCGCGAGGGGGCGGGGCCUGCGCGCGGAGUCCGCUGACGGCCUCAGCCAGGGAAUUUCAAUUUGAAACCUAGCGGAGGGAGGAGGCAGGCGGGGCUGGCCGGCGGCUGGGAGCGGAGCGGGACGGCUCGUGAGGUGCGGCGUCGCGCAUAAAUUGUGAUCAUGACUACUGAAGUAGGCGCUGUGUCAGAAGUGAAGAAGGAUGCAGACCAGUUAGGAGCAGAGGCAACCAAGGAGAAACCUAAAGAAACAGCAGAAAAUCAGCAGAAUCAGUCCUCUAACACGGAGGAGGAGAAGGGUUCCCAGCCAUCUCCUGCAGCUGAAAGCCAAAGUAGUCUACGCCGCCAGAAGAGAGAGAAGGACCCAUCUGAGAGCAGGGGUAUUUCUCGAUUCAUCCCCCCAUGGCUUAAGAAGCAAAAGUCUUAUACCUUAGUAGCGGCCAAAGAUGGAGGGGACAAAAAAGAGCCAACCCAAGCUGUGGUGGAAGAACAGAUCUUAGACAAGGAGGAUUCCCUUCUGGAAGAAGAGAGACAGGCCAAGGCUGAUGCAGAAGAAGCGGCUCAGAGGAAGCAACAGGAGGCAAAAGUUGAAGUCAAGGAAGAAAAGCCUUCAGUGAGCGGUGCUGAGAUUCAGCCUGCAGAAGAAAUAAGUAAGGAGAGAGAAGAGGAGAAGUUAAAGGAAAUACAAGAAGACAAAUCUGAAGAAGCAGCAAAGAGGGAAACAAAGGAAGUACAGACCAAUGAGCUAAAGUCAGAAAAGACCUCUCAAAAAGCCAUAAAGAAGACCAAAACUGUCCAGUGUAAAGUGACCCUCCUAGAUGGUACUGAAUACAGCUGUGACCUGGAGAAACGUGCAAAGGGACAAGUGUUAUUUGACAAAGUAUGUGAACAUCUUAAUCUCUUGGAGAAGGACUACUUUGGACUUUUGUUUCAGGAAAAUCCUGAGCAGAAAAACUGGCUAGAUCCUGCAAAAGAAAUAAAGAGACAACUUCGAAAUCUUCCUUGGCUGUUCACUUUUAAUGUGAAGUUUUAUCCUCCUGAUCCAUCUCAACUGACAGAAGAUAUCACCAGAUACUUCUUGUGCCUUCAGCUUCGGCAGGACAUUGCCUCUGGCCGCCUGCCCUGUUCUUUUGUGACUCAUGCCCUCCUGGGAUCCUACACACUGCAGGCUGAACUUGGGGACCAUGACCCUGAAGAGCAUGGCAAUAUUGACCUUAGUGAAUUCCAGUUUGCACCCACACAGACUAAGGAGCUGGAAGAGAAGGUGGCUGAGCUGCAUAAAACCCACAGGGGCCUGUCUCCAGCACAAGCUGAUUCUCAGUUCUUAGAAAAUGCAAAGAGGCUUUCCAUGUAUGGUGUGGACCUACAUCAUGCCAAGGACUCAGAAGGCGUGGACAUCAAGCUGGGCGUGUGCGCUAAUGGACUUCUCAUUUACAAAGACAGACUGAGAAUCAAUCGUUUUGCUUGGCCGAAAAUCUUGAAAAUUUCCUAUAAGCGCAGUAACUUCUACAUUAAAGUUAGACCAGCAGAGCUGGAACAGUUUGAGAGCACCAUUGGAUUCAAACUGCCGAAUCAUCGGGCAGCAAAAAGGCUAUGGAAAGUGUGCGUGGAGCAUCACACUUUCUACAGGCUUGUGUCUCCAGAGCAGCCACCAAAGGCCAAGUUCCUGACUUUGGGGUCCAAAUUCCGCUACAGCGGCCGCACCCAAGCGCAGACCCGCCAGGCAAGCACCCUCAUAGACAGGCCAGCUCCACACUUUGAGCGCACCUCCAGUAAACGGGUCUCCAGGAGUCUAGAUGGAGCCCCAAUUGGUGUGGACCAAAGUCUUAUGAAGGAGUUUGCUGGCCCUGCUGGGGAGGUUUCACCCUAUGGCCCUGGAGUUGUCAGCACUGCCAUGGUGCAAGAUGGAGACGGCAGGAAGGAAGUCAGAAGCCCAAGUAAAGCCCCCCAUUUGCCACUCACUGAAGGAAAGAUUGUUUCCAUUUGCCCACCAUCACCACUCAUCCGCUAUGCCUCAUCCUUUUCCCCAAACCUGUUGCCAGUCCCUGAAAUGGAUUUGCUCUCAGACAUUUCAGAGGAAGACCCCUUUGGGGAGGCCGACCAGAUCAGAGUAGACAGUUUAGCACUCCUUUCCACAGGUGAAACGUCAGGUCGGGGAGAGCCUCAAGCUGCCACUCGGGAUUCCGUGUUAGAUCCUGCUAUUGCCCCUCCUCAGCCUGACUGUCCUGCGCCCCUCCUGGAGAAGGCUCUUAAAAUGGCUGACCGCAGUGAUUCGGAGUUUGGUUACUUCUCGUUCAGUUUCUACAAAUGUUUUCCCUCUGGCUUCCCUUCCCUUCUUGAUGAAGAUGGGUAUCUUGCUUUCCCCAGCCUCCCCAGGGUCUGGGUCUCCUUCCUGCCCCCUGAUGUUCAGCACUACAUCCCUAUCACCUCCCCGUCCUUCAUUCCUUCCCUCAUCCUCAUCUUUGGGCUGCUUCUCUCAGCUUCUCAGUCGGUUCCUUUUUCUCUCACCUUUUCUCUUCCUCUGGCUCUAGCCCUCUGCUAUCUGGAGGCUAAAGCAAACUCCUUUAACGUUUCUUGGGACUGUGAUGUGAAUGAUAAAACAGAGGAAGAGGAGGCAGUUACUGGCACUUUUUCCUAAGCUCCACUUUGUGGAGUCAACAAGCCUGUACUUCAUCUUAUCCCCUUCCAAAUAUAGAGUGUAAAUGUGUGCAUAAAUGUCACCACUGCUUCCCCUCCAAAUGGCAUCAUCUGUAUGCUCUCAAACAUUUUAGUGCAUGAACUAAAUGUAGGCACUUCUCCAGUGAUACACUUUGAACAGGUCCACACAUUCUAAGCUGAGUGGAAAGUUACAGGAUUAUUUCAUUAGUAUCAAGGGCAUAUUAGAUUCUUAGCAAAAGAAGCAGGAGACAGGAGAUCCUGUGUUGUCUGUAAAAGUCCAUAUUGGGUCUCUCCUUUUUUCAGAAAAAUGUCAGUGCUCUUCCUUUAGGAUGAGAAUUUUUGUUUUGGUACAGAACUUAGUGUGCAGUGGACAUAACUAUAAUGGACGUGUAAUAGACCUGCUUAGAAUUAUUACUCUUGUUCAAAAUUCCAAGCUUGUUCUUACAUUUAUGAGAGUGUAUCUGUAACCUUUACUCCUGACAUUUGUAAGUUUAAUCUCAGAAACUCCUUGUCUCCCUAUAAUUAUACCAUUUGGGGGCUAAAUGUAUUUUAGCUAGUGUAUUUUUUUUCCCCAAACUGAAGUCAUGUAAUUAUGUGAAAGAGCCAACAUCCUUAUCUUUAACAAAUGUGUGUAGAAAGUGAAACAUGGCCUUUUGAAAAUUUAGUCUAUGUAACACUAAGUUUGGGUCUCUCAGUCCUCUAAAUUAGGUGUCUGGUUUGAGGAUUUCAUAAAAAGAGCUUGAUUUCAGUUAUAGUACCCCUGCACUGCUAAGUCAGUGUUGACAUGUGCAGUAUGUUUUUAGUUAUUUUGCUGAGUGUUCUGGUGAUACCAUAUCUCAUAUUCUGUGGGUACUGUGAAUACACAGAGUAAAUUGCAAAAUUUAGACCAAACCUAAAGAACAAUGUGAAGAUAAUCCAAGAGUAUGCAUUAGGAGACAGCACAAUUCUCAGUUUACCUGAAGAAUACCAAAGAUCAACAUUUUAAAGAGUUAAGUGUUGACCAAGGAAUUGGAAGAUGGUUCUUAACAGAUUUUAAGUGAUUGUCUCAUUUUUACUUCCAAUAAAAUACUUGGAGGAGUUCCCUCUUUACUGGUGAGAAAUGCCAGGAAUGAUUUUUUGAUUGUUUAUUUUAAAGUUGAGCAUUUUGAACUUUCAGAUUUGAUACUAUCAUCCCAGCAAAGAAGGAAAAGAAUGUAGGAUAUGAAGUACCCCUGUGAACAUUAAACUAUUUUCCUUUGAUAUCAAAAUCAAUAUUUUUCCUUCUUGCCAUUCUUUUCCUGGUGUCAAAGUUCAACCAGUGUUUAUGUUAGUUUUAAUUCCUAAAGUCAUUCUUUUUGGGCCACUAUAGAUACUGAGAAAUGUCCAGCUAUGAAAAAGUAUUCUUAUUUAAAGAAUUUUAUAAAGAAAAGUGCCUGUAUUUAAAAGAUUGCUUUUUAAAUACCCAUCAUUUCAAUAUGAAAGUAGCUGAAUAAACCAAUCCUCAUCCCUCUAGGAAAGAGAUCCACAUUUAUAAACUAACUAGGAGGGUAAACUGUUGUUCCCGAUGUGAAGCUCAGGACUUUUUUGCACAAUCGUACCUUGAAAGUAGAACAGGUUGAAUUAUGCCAUUUUUGCACUCUCAUAUUUUCUUUCCUAACAAAAAAUAAUUUCAAAAGCAGAUAGCAUAGUCUAGGGACUGAGAAAGAGUGAAGCUUCCGUCUUCCAUUCCACCUUUGCCAAGGGUCAUUUCCAUCAUUCGUACAACACUAUAGGUGAAGAAAGAUCAAGUGGCUUAAUAUUCUACAUCUGCUGAGGGCCAGACAAGAAAGGUUGGUAAUGCUGGUUCACCGUUAAGUUCAAGUACAGCUUCUUUGCACUGGUCAUAGAGUUUCCACUAACGCUCCCCUUUCUGGCUGUUUGCUGUGGGACUUCUCAGGUGAAGAUGGAAGAAGAGGAAGUACACCUGGAUGAGGUGGCUGUUUUUUUUCCCUAAAGUUAAAUAGUGUGGCUGCUGCCUGCCCUUGUUAUUGUUGGGGUGGAAGAGGGGAAUGCUCUUUCAGAGUUUAUUUGUGACUUUCAUUUACUAUAGCUUUUAGCCUUAAGAUUUUUUAUUCCUCUUAUUUUAAUGUCAAACUCUGGGUCGUUUCUGAUGCCUGCUGAUUGAUACACUUAUGUUUAUUUGCCUUUUCCCCCUUGUGUGUGAUUUA